CCAAAAGAAAAGAAAGAAUGAGUCAUAUGCUUCACCAGCUCUGAUUGUUCUUCUCCUUCCCCUUAUUAUCAUGCCCUUCCCAAUUUUCAUCUCCGUCCUCCUUAAAUUCUGAUUUUUUUUCCUUCUUCUUUGCAAAAAUUCAAAAAAAAAAAAAAAAAGGAAUUAAGAGGGACCCUUUUGUGUGGGUCGGAUCUCGUACUUGACAAAAACUAUCACAUCUAAAACACACUUCCAUUCUCAUCUGCACCCAAAAAAAGAAAAAAAAACUUACAACUUUCAUGAUCCGUCUUUGAAGGUUACAACUUUCUCGAUCUAGAAUUCUAGUUUUGUCACUUCCUCUGUUCCAUUCACCAUUUAUUUGGGCUAGAGAGUUCGACCAUGGAAUGUGGCAUUCUUCAACCAGAUACAAGGACCCAUGUGAAGAAAACUGAGAUUUCAAGUGAAGAAGUUAGUAGGAAACUCAAGAGUGAUGAUCAAAGUGUUAGAAUGAGCCAGAAAAAUUCAGGGUCUGAUUUAGCUGCUAAUUAUGUGCUUAGAGAGAAUCCCAAGAAGACAAAGAGGUUUGGAGAUUCAAAGGAACAAAAGGUUUGCAAAGAAUGCGGCAAAGGGUUUCAAUCUUUGAAAGCGCUUUGUGGUCACAUGGCUUCUCACUCGGACAAGGACAAAAUGGUGAAGAAAUUUCAGGAGCAGAAGCUGGUAAUGGAUGGUCACUCAGAUACGGAGACCUCAGGACCAAGGCAGAAAAGAAGGGUUUCUAAUAAGAGAAUUAUUAGGUACAAGAAUCUUGAUGUUUACUCUGGCUCUUCUUCUGUCUCGGGAAUCGAGCAGGAGCAACAAGAGGUGGCUAUAAGCUUGAUGUUGUUGUCUAGGGAUUCUGGUUACAAAGGAGGUUUGGAUUUGAAUUUGAAUUCUCUUGCGGAUUCUUCAGAUAACAACUCAGUGGUUUUGGAGGCCAAAUCGUCUUCUAUUGAUAUGAAUAUGAACAAAGUCGCCAACUUUGACGAGGAGAAGUUGAAAUCUGGUGUUGGGGCUAGUGUUUCUGAGAAUUCUGAUUCUGGGUAUUUCAGAAAUGGGCCAAAGAAGAUUGAAUCUGAUGUUUCUGUUGAUGGGUUUCUCAAGAAUGGGGAGUUUAGGAAGCUGGAAGUAGAAUCAGGAUCUGGGAUUGGUGCCAAUAAGUUAGGGAUUAGUGAUGAAAAAUCUGGUCAAUUGGGAAAGAGAAUAUUGGUGGAUGAGGAAGAGAAAGAUGAAGAGAAUUGUAGAGGCUCUUCUAAGUAUGAGUUGAGAAAGAGAACCAAGAAUGGGCUCUAUAGAGGUGAAGCUUUGAUGGAGUCUUGCAAGGAUGAGUCUAAUUAUGCUUUCAAAAGUGAAAUAUGCAGAAAUUUUGAGAAGAGAAGCAAAUAUGAGUGUUUGACUUGUAACAAGACUUUCAAGUCUCAUAGAGCUCUUGGGGGACACAGAGCAAACCAUAGUAAGAUCAAUGGCUGCUGCGAACCGAUAUGCGAGAGCGGUGAGAACAACAUAGAAAAUGAUAACAGCACACCUGAGGAGGCCAAGAUCAUUGAGAAUGGUGCUGGGAAAACCCCAAUCAGAGAGGAUUUCAUUGAGAGGAAAUCGGGUUCGAAAAAGAGCAGGGGGCAUGAGUGCCCAAUAUGCUUCAGAAUGUUCAAGUCAGGCCAAGCUUUAGGUGGUCACAAGAGGUCCCAUUUUGUUGGAGGUCGUGAAGCAAAUAGUACUAUGGUGAUCAGAGAGGAAGAACCCCCUGAGGCUGAGAUAACAGUACUUUUUGAUCUAAAUCUUCCGGCCCCGAUGGAGGAAGACAACAAUGAGGAUGUUGAAUUCAUGGCAUGGUAGGUUCAGCGACACAACAAGAAUGAGCUUUAAUUUUGUGGUUUAAUUCUUACUUAGAAGUGCCUUUUUUUUUUAUUGUUUCCUGAUGAAAGUUCAUUUCAGGAUUGUAUAGACUAGUCUUUUUUGUUCUCCAACAAUGUCUUCACAGAGAUCAUGAUGGUUUCAGUUUCUUGUUCAUUGUUUUCAUUUUGGUUCUGUUUGAU
Morus notabilis is the source of this 2051-nucleotide messenger RNA. RefSeq lists its product as uncharacterized. The transcript has 2 exons. Lineage: Eukaryota; Viridiplantae; Streptophyta; Magnoliopsida; Rosales; Moraceae. The coding region runs from base 379 to 1851 and encodes 490 amino acids. The record is from RefSeq and is a predicted model, not a curated record.